Molecule: messenger RNA, 1235 nt
Organism: Owenia fusiformis
Lineage: Eukaryota; Metazoa; Annelida; Polychaeta; Sabellida; Oweniidae
Source: the annotation of a GenBank genome assembly
GAAGUUGUCAUAGAUGCAAACAUGUAAAACAAGUUGUCAGUCAUAAUGUUGAUAGAAAGAUAAAAAACGUAUAGAGCUAAGAUCUAACUACUGUAAGUAAGAUAGAGAGACAUGCACCUCAGACUAACAAUGAGUUAAAGCAUAAGAGGGGCAUUAGACAGGCAUCGAGUCACUGACUGGCUGUGGAUCAACUGGAAAUACACUACAGUAUACAAAUGGAAGCUCAAUGGUUUAUUGAAAUUCUAAUCCAGGAGAAGAUAUGUUUCUGAUCAAUAAAAGUUCCAAAGUUUACUCAAAGUAUCUGCAGAAUGUUACAAAUGAAGAAAUAAGUGCACAGAAGCAGAAUGGUCAUCUCAUUGAAAAUCAAAUUUGAAAAUCUAACAGGGGUUCUACUAUUACUAUGGAAUAUCUGUUUAGUUAAUGUCUGUUGUAAUCAGAAUAUUCAGUGGCACACAGAUCUACAUAGGUCAUCUAAAAACAAUGGAUUUCACAGGGAGGUGACAAGUAAGGUUGAGGUGUCAACAGAAGGAGGCCCCAGCACAUUUGGUACAUGUGUCCUGCUUCUAAUUGAGACAAUACCUAUGGGGGCCUAUGUGGACAUAUAUCAGCUGAAGAUGGGAGAAGAGUAUGGUGGACCAAAGGUGAUCUCAGAAUAUAUAGACAUUGAGAAGCCAGACUACGAGUCAACCAAACAUGACAUCUAUAUUUAUGGGAAUAUGACACGACAUCGAGGUGUGAUAUCUGGAGAAGUAACAUAUCCCUUGCACCUGAGGUAUCACAGACUGAGAAAGAAUGUUGAAUUUGCAGAAGUGACUCUGAAACAUCCUAGAGUGCUGAUCAAUUGCUCAAAUUUAAAACAGAAACUGGGUGGUAAUCUACAUCAGUUCCCAUGUUACCCACAUCAAAGCACUACAUGCACAUGGAAAGAGUUAGGAUAUACAGUGGAAUCUCCAGCAUUAACAUUCCUUGUUCCAGUUGGAAAUAGCAAUCAUAUAUUCUUAGUGACGACUGUUACCAUAGCAACAACAUUGAUGGGAUGUGCCUAUAUUUUGUACCUUGUAAUGAAAUCUCCAGAACUGAAAGGCAAAACUAACUGAACUGUUGAAAUUGAAAUUACCCCACAUUUUAAUCCAUACAAUGAUGCUGAAGGGCUGGUUGAAUCUUGUGUAAGAAACAAUGAACCAGAUGUUGUUCUUAUUCUGUAUUAGAUACGACAGUAUUGAAUGAUGGGAGUG